AUGACUUGUCUUUCUAAAAAAAGAGAAAAAAAAAAGAAAAGCCAAACUUCAAAAUUUCUAGUAUUUCAUAUUUCAUCAAUGAGAUCACAUAGAUUCCAUCUUGAACCGAAACAUUUUAUCUAUUCACAUUUUCAGUUUUUUGUCUUUCCUGACACUGACCUAAGUAAAUCAAAUGUACAAAAUGGAUUGUUAUACUCUGACGAUGCAGUACAAUUAAAGUAUUAUACAAAUGAAUUUCCGAAAUGUCCAAUUUGUUUAGAAGAUGUUGUGAUGCCACGUUUAACUUCAUGUGGUCAUAUGUAUUGUUGGAGAUGUUUAUUACAAUUUCUUGUGCUAUGUCCAGCGCCACAUAAAUGUCCAGUUUGUAAUGCUCUAAUUUAUUCACCAUUUACAAUUUGUGAUAUUGUUAUUCAACCAUCCAUUCAACUUGGAGAUAAAAUAACAAUGCAAUUACUUAAAAUUCCUAAUGGAUUUACUAUCCCAUCUCUUGUUCCUGGAGAGACUAUAACAUCAGUACCUACAUCAAAAUGCAAUAAUUCACGAUUUUAUCAUGUUGUAAUAGAAGAUGACCCACUAUCAGUAUUAGCUAAAGAAAGUGUAAAAGUAAUUUUAGAAAUGAAGAAACCACAAGAUGAUGAAUAUAGGCUUUACUAUAAUAUGAUGAAAGAAGAACUUAGUGAUUUAAAGAAAGAAUGGAAUGAUAGAUUGAUACGAAAACGAUAUUCAAUUAAUCCAAAAGAUUGGAAUUAUUAUUAUCAAGACUCGCUUGGAAGAGAUAUUUAUUUAACUUCAUUUAAUCUUUCUAUGUUAAUGGAAAAUCCAACGAAAUUACCAACAUUUACAUCAAAAAUUCUUCAAAUAGAUGAAGAAGAUGCAGGAGUAGGAGAACGAAAGUUAAUAAAAUCUUAUCAGCACAUUCCUAGAGGAACAGAAAUAAAACUUAUUGAAGUUGAUAUGAAUGGGUUAGUAAAUAACAGUGUAAUGAGCAAAUAUAUUCAAAUUAUAAAUAAAAGAAGUAACGCUCGUCAACGAAAAAUUAAAAUAGAAAAGUUACAAAAAGAAGAAGAAAGAAGAAAAGAAGAACAACGAGUUGCUGAAUUAAAAAGAAUGAAUGAACAUUACAUUUAUUUAGAAGAAGAUUAUGAAUUACAUAAAGAAGAGAUAGAAAUGAAAUAUUUCCCGUCAUUAGGAAAUAAUGAUAAAAUUAUUACGAAGAAACAAAGAAAAAAAGAACCUUUAUUCCCUUCUCUUGGACCUUCAUCAACAUCUUUAAUGAAUGCAAAUAAUACUAAUCCUACUCUUCAACAGUCUCAAAAACAAAAUGUUCCAAAAGAAAUCAAACAACAAACGAACAUUUCUUCAAAUCCUUCUAGUCAAAAAAAAUCACAAAAAACAAGUAAAAAAGUAAAAAAAUCAAGAAAAAAUAAAAAAAUUUUAGGAAAUGAAUUUCUUGGAGUGUUUAGUGAAGAAAUACCAACAAUAGAAGAUAUGGAAGAUUAA
This is a messenger RNA of Entamoeba histolytica HM-1:IMSS, 1500 nucleotides long. RefSeq lists its product as uncharacterized. The transcript is spliced from 3 exons. Gene Ontology annotation, molecular function: transcription cis-regulatory region binding. The coding region runs from base 1 to 1500 and encodes 499 amino acids. Gene Ontology annotation, biological process: positive regulation of transcription by RNA polymerase II. NCBI's taxonomy places the organism in Eukaryota, Evosea, Mastigamoebida, Endamoebidae. The record is from RefSeq and is a predicted model, not a curated record.